Messenger RNA from Dipodomys spectabilis (banner-tailed kangaroo rat), 926 nucleotides. RefSeq names its product N-alpha-acetyltransferase 10, NatA catalytic subunit (gene Naa10). The transcript has 8 exons. The coding region runs from base 161 to 862 and encodes 233 amino acids. NCBI's taxonomy places the organism in Eukaryota, Metazoa, Chordata, Mammalia, Rodentia, Heteromyidae. Gene Ontology annotation, biological process: N-terminal peptidyl-glutamic acid acetylation. Gene Ontology annotation, cellular component: NatA complex. The record is from RefSeq and is a predicted model, not a curated record. Gene Ontology annotation, molecular function: protein N-terminal-serine acetyltransferase activity; protein-N-terminal-glutamate acetyltransferase activity.
GGUGACCGGCCCGGAGCGCGCCGCCUCUUCCGCUGCCGCUCCGGAGAGCCGGUUCCUUAGCUCCAGCCCUGGCCCGGGUCGCCCCUGCGUUGCUCUGGAGCGCAGCGGCAGCUGACUGCGCGUUCACGAUCUGCUGGGACCCGCAAGCCCCGCCGCCGUUAUGAACAUCCGCAAUGCUAGGCCCGAGGACCUGAUGAACAUGCAGCACUGCAACCUCCUCUGCCUGCCUGAGAACUACCAGAUGAAAUACUACUUCUACCACGGCCUCUCCUGGCCCCAGCUCUCUUACAUUGCUGAGGACGAGAAUGGGAAGAUUGUGGGGUACGUCCUGGCCAAAAUGGAAGAGGACCCAGAUGACGUGCCCCAUGGACAUAUCACCUCACUGGCUGUGAAGCGUUCCCAUCGGCGCCUUGGCCUGGCUCAGAAGCUGAUGGACCAGGCCUCUCGAGCCAUGAUAGAGAACUUCAAUGCUAAAUACGUCUCCCUCCAUGUCAGGAAGAGUAACCGGGCCGCCCUGCACCUCUAUUCCAACACCCUCAACUUUCAGAUCAGCGAAGUGGAGCCCAAAUACUAUGCAGAUGGAGAAGAUGCAUAUGCAAUGAAGCGGGACCUCACUCAGAUGGCUGAUGAGCUGCGGCGGCACCUCGAGCUGAAAGAAAAGGGCAGGCACGUGGGUGCUGUGGAGAACAAGACGGAGAGCAAAGGCAACGCGCUUCCAGGCUCAGGAGAAGGCUGUCGUGAAGAGAAGGGCCUGGCUGGCGAGGAUAGUGGAGGGGACAGCAAGGACCUCAGUGAGGUCAGCGAGACCACAGAGAGCACAGACGUGAAGGACAGCUCAGAGGCCUCUGACUCGGCCUCCUAGAGCCUGUCCGCCCCAUCCUCCCCCAUGAGCUUUCACAAUAAACUUCACUUGUGGCCUUGGGGAA